Molecule: messenger RNA, 705 nt
Organism: Trifolium pratense (red clover)
Lineage: Eukaryota; Viridiplantae; Streptophyta; Magnoliopsida; Fabales; Fabaceae
Exons: 1
Coding region: 50-541 (163 amino acids)
Biological process (GO): regulation of DNA endoreduplication
Source: RefSeq, a predicted model, not a curated record
CUAUAACUCUCUUUUUCACCUAUUCUUUCUUUUUCAUCACUUCUCAAACAUGUCACCAAAUCAUCAUAAAGAACAAGAAGAAGCCUUGACAAAAUUUGAGAUUGUGAAGAACACCACUGAUCAAACCUUAGAAGAAAGUUCCAAUUCUCAUCACAAUUCAAAAGAAGAAGAAGAAGAAAAAGAGCAUAUUCAAAUAGAAGAAUGCUCAAAAACUCCAUCAUCAUCAUCGUCGUCGUCGUCGUCAUCAUCAGAAAAGCUCAAAAAUAAAGAUGAAGAAGAAGAAGAAGAUGGUUUCAGAACACCAACGUCUUUGGACCACAAAAUUUCAGUACUCACAUGUCCACCAACACCAAAGAAAAUCAAACAAUCACUGAAAAGGAAAGCAGAUUCUUACAAUAAUCAGUACUUCAGUUGCAGACAAUUGCCACUUGAUCUGUCAAAAGAAGUUGAAUUAUUGUUCCCAACAACUCAUCAUAUUCCACUUUCUGAUCAUUCACAUACAGCCAAGAAAAUUCGAAGAGGUGAUCAGGAACAGAAAUAAUGCAACUUUGAUGUAUAGCAUCAGAAUGAUUUGUUUUUUGAAUCAGAAUUUCUGUGUAACUGUACGUAUACAUCUUAAAGUGUUCAAAUUUUUGGUUAGUACUAUACAUUUUUCUUUUCUUUUAUGGUUUUUUAUUUUCAUUACCAAGAUUUUAAAUGUGGAUU